Molecule: messenger RNA, 5341 nt
Organism: Sycon ciliatum
Lineage: Eukaryota; Metazoa; Porifera; Calcarea; Leucosolenida; Sycettidae
Product: E3 ubiquitin-protein ligase MARCHF6-like
Exons: 27
Coding region: 180-4268 (1362 amino acids)
Cellular component (GO): endoplasmic reticulum membrane
Molecular function (GO): zinc ion binding
Source: RefSeq, a predicted model, not a curated record
UCUUGCUUCUGAAAACACAAAAUUCAAUUUCUGGAAGCUAUCUGAGUAUCUUCUCGUCGUUCAGGCUGUCUUUUUCUCUACCGAAUGGACAAUGAAAAUCUUGUGUAGGGCUCAUUCUAAAUGUAAAUGAGUGAAUAACAUUAUGAACGCAUCUUGUUUUGGCUAGCUUGAGCGAAACAAUGGAGGACGAAGACGUAUGUCGCGUUUGCAGGGCUGAAGGGACGCCUGAUAAUGCUCUAUUUCAUCCAUGUGCGUGUACUGGCAGUAUCAAGUUCGUGCAUCAGGCGUGCCUGGUACAAUGGCUGAAACACAGCCGCAAAGAAUACUGUGAGCUAUGCAAGCACCGCUUCCUUUUCCGGCCUAUCUAUGCAGCCAAUACUCCAUCACGACUGCCGCUGCGGGAGAUUGGCAUCGGCUUGCUGCGCAAUGUUGGCAGUGUUCUUCUGCGAACAGUGCCACCGCUAAGCAUCUGGGCUAUUUAUAUACCUCUGCUGGCUGCGAAUGCGUAUCGAGCUCGCUAUGCACCCGAUGGUGCAACGCAGGGUGACGCAGUGUCUGAGGCUAUCCCAGUGCCCGUGCUGUCUGACAUCGUGCGCGUGGUGGUGGGCUACUUCGCCCUGAAACCUCACCCGGGAUGGUCACUGCCGGCCGUCACCAACAGCAUCACCACCGGCAUGCUGGUGAUGAUGUUUGCCAUAAUGUGCUUCUGCCUGCUCUUCAUCUUCCUGCCCCUGCUCGAGCUGUACGGCGGAGACUGGCUCGUCGUCAACCCCGACGCCAACGGCAACCUGCUGCGGCGCCUGCUCCUGCGCAAUUGGCGGCGCGUGCCACCGGCACCGCCGGUCGAAGGCAGGCGCGCUGCCGCGGCCGUACGCGCACAGCAGGAGCAACAGCAGCACGACGGAAGUGAUGCUGAUAGCAGCGGAGAGGAUAGCGACGGCUGGGUGACAGACACGGACACGGGCACAGACUCUGACAACGGUGUCGACGAGUCCGAAAACGAAGCGGCGGCUGCGGAUGACGACAACAAUGGCGAUGCCGUGGCGGAGGCUGCCGCAGCCGUCCGGAAUGCUCAGCAAGAUCGGCCGCCAUUGAUCUUGGAUACCGGUCGCACUCGCGCCGACUUUCACUUACCUGGUCAGAUUGGUGACGAUGUAGGUGUUGGUGUACGAACUGAGACGGAGACACCAGCAGCAGCACCGCGGCAUGGCCAUGGACAUGCACGGGUAUGGGGAGAAGUCGAGCUGCAGGUCAUGCGUCAGCGUCGUCUCGACAGGUUCCUUGCGGCAGAGAGACGGGGCGACGAACGGGACGGCACGCUGCCGCCUCCACAGGUUGUUGCCACGGCAGCAGCAACGGCAUUGCCAGUAGAAACGCAGGACCCGCGGCCCACCACCGGGCAAGGUGCUGUGCCAGGUAGUUCUGCCUCGAUCCCGUCAGACGCGGGUGGCGCCUUGGCCACCGCACCCAGUGCGUGGACAUCUGUGCCUCCGGGCAGCAGCUCUGUUGAGCGUGCUACGGAAGGACCAGGUUAUGGUGAAGACGAGCGUGCUACUGAAGGACUAGCUGAUGGUGAAGAUGCAGUGGUGGGUUCUGAGCAGGCAUCACUGCACCACACUACCGCAGCUGGUACUGGCGACCUGGGUGCUGAGCAAGAUUUUGAUGGCUGGCUACGAGAGGGCCGGCGGCAAUGGGAGGAUUCCCUGGCAGUAGGGAGGCACGAGGUCGCAGCCGAGGCGGGCGGCGACCUGCUAGGCGAUGUGGACGGGCCUGACAUCUUCCCGCGCCCCUUGCCACCAGCGAUUGGGCGAGCCCCUGGCAGUGUUGGCGACGCAGACCCGGCGCGGCGACUGUUGGCCGACGACGGGGAGGUUGAAGAGAAUGAGCAUGGCGAUCGGCAGCGGGACAUUGAUGACGGUGGAGACAACGUGGUAGAUGCAGAGGGUGAUGGUGUCGCCGCGCAGAAUGUAGCUCUGAUCGAUGGCAUCAUCGGUCUGGUUGACAUGAUAGAAGAAUUUAGGGAGAACGGUGCAGCUCCAGUAGCAGAUAUCGAUUCAGACUCAAACGAUGACGAUGAUGAUGACGAGGAUUUUGUGGACACGGAUAGUGAGGAUAGUGAUGAGGGUCAUGAGGAUGAUGAUGAUGAUGCUGUGUUGCACGGUCAAAAUGCUAACGCGGAAAACCAGGUUGCACCCGCGGAUGUGCUCAUUGAAAACAACGUGAUGGAUUUCCUGGAACGCGAUCAGGGCGUGCCAGCCGCUGCAGGUGGCGAGGAUGGUAACGUCAACGUUCAUCGCAUUUUCCGAUUACUGGGCUUUGAAGGCGGUAUCGACUUUCUUCUCGUGGCGCUUGUUUUCUAUUUAUUCAUAACUCUUUCAUUGGAUGCUAUUGCUGCUCCGACCAGGCUGGGACGGUUCAUCCUGACAACCUUCAAUCACACCUCAACGGUGCGCAAGGUUUGGCUAGAAUCCACAGUGCCCCUGGCCAUCGGUUACAUUCCGCUGAGCAUGUUUGCUUUCUUAUGCAAUUGGUGUGCAAGAGUAGUGGGAUUGAGACAUCUUACUUGGUUCUUUGGGGCCGUCUAUCUCUCGUGCAAGGUCAUUGUGCUGCUGCUGGUCGAGCUGAUCAUUUUCCCGCAGCUAUGCGGCUUCUGGCUGCACAUCUGCUGUCUGGGUCUUCUUGGUGAUACUGCGGAGGCCUUGGACCAACGCUACGUGUCUUCUGCCACUUCGUUUUGCUUUGUUCACUGGAUACUGGGAAUGGAGUUUCUGUACUUCUUUGCCAGCUUCGUCAUCGUGUCGCGAAAGGUUCUGAGACCAGGUGUGCUGUGGUUCUUUCGCAAUCUCAAUGACCCUAACUUCCACCCGAUGGAGGAGAUAAUGACGGCUCCGAUUCUGAUUCAGGUUCGCCAUUUCCUCACUUCUUCGGUGUUCCUGGGUACGUCUAUUCUCUUAAUCACCUGGAUACCAAUCAAGAUUGUCAAGUGGAUACUUCCAUCUUUCCUGCCUUUCGUUGUCUCCAAUGAUCGGCCUGCGGACACGGAGGGCAUGUACGUGGACGUUGCCAUCCUGCACUUCAUCCUGGCGGUGGUGUUCGACAAUCGCCACACGCGAUUCCUGGUGCACGGCUUCGUCUACCUGUGGUGCCACGUCGUGGCCCGCCUGCUGGGCCUGCGCAGCUACUUGCUUGGUCUGCCCCAAGACGACCAGCAGCAACAGCAACAACAAGAUGAGCCAGUGGCACCAGGCGCUGAGCAGCAGCAGCAGGAGCAGCCUGGUGUGGAUGAUGCCGCCGCUGCUGCUGCUGCUGCACCAGCUCGGGCUCCUGACAGGCGGCCAGGGGAGCUGCGGCCGCUGGUUUUCCAGCGCAUUCACGAGCUAGCGCGGCAGGACGAAGUGUACCGCGAGCGCGAGGACUAUGUGCGCCCGUCGUACUUCCUACUCCGGAUACUGGCACUCGUGUCCGUGUUUAUACUGAGUGUGAUUGGCGUCAGUCUCUUUAUCAUUGCCGUUCCUGCGUUGACCGGCCGGGCACUCACGUCGCUCUUCUUUCCGCCCGGCGAGCGCUUCGAAGGCUACACGAUAGCCGUCGGCCUGAAGGCGCUGUGGCUGUUUUCCAAGCUGGCCUACGCCGUCACUGUGUCAGUGUGCCAGUACGGUGUUCGCGGUGUGCAGCGCUUGAUGGCCACGGACACUCUAGGAAAGAUCCUGUACUGCCUGUUUUUCUUCUUUCUGACGUUUGGCCUGCUGUCAUUUCUGGUUGGCAUGGCCGUGUCUCUGAUGGCUAUGCCGCUGGUCGUCUUGCCAAACCAGACACCCACGUUUCCCUUUCACUACACGCUGGUCUUUAUUUUUGGCUUUGGAAUCACUAACUUUGCCGUAACUCUGCUCGUGUUCGCGCACCUGGAUCUCGUGGAGGGCGCUGCUCGAGAUCACCGUAACAUGUUCCUUCACUUGCUGCACAUCAUCACUGUGUCUGACGUCGUGCGUGGUCACAUCAUCAAUGCCGUGCUCAGCGUCAUGGCCUUCAUCUGCGUGCCGUACACGCUCACCCUGGGUCCUCUCAAACUACUCGGUGCGUCGCUCGAGACGCAAACGCUCGUCAUGAAGAACGUCUACUUCCUGAUCGCGUCGGCGAUGUUCGCCGCCGUCUUCAUGGUGGCGUUUGCGAGUUCUCUCUACAAGGCUUGCAUCACGCUGCACGCCAAUAUGAAGAAGGAGAGGUAUUUAAAUGGCUUUCAAUUGAUGAACUAUGAGCCGCAACGCUAGCUUGUGUCUAAUCAUACGCCGCACAUUAGCUGUGCAUAUUUUGGCCAGGGAUAUUAUAAAAUUCUUUGCGGGUAAGAUGGCCAUUGCAUCCCCCGCUUGUCAUAGGAUUUAUUCUGCUCAUAAAUUGUUUUAAGGACAAAACAUAACUUUCAUAGAACACACAUACACACCUGUCCCAUUUUUGUACAUACUUGUACAGUUCUUGUAUCUCUUCUGAAGUACUUUUUUGUAUUAUCUACAGUGUCAUCAUUCAUGUUUGCUAGCCCAUCUCAUGUUGUAUUAUUCUAUUGUAAUGAUAUGAUCGUGUAUUUCUCUCUCUCUCUCUCUCUCUCUCUCUCUCUCUCUCUCUCUCUCUCUCUCUCUCUCUCUCUCUCUCGCUCACACGCCCUCGUGCCGCACUUGCUUGUGUGUGUGGUGCUCUGCUUUGUGUUGUUGAGUAUACUAGUACUUGUUGCGGGCAAUGUUGAUGGGGAACUCAUAUUGCCUUCAGUAUCAGCUUGCUGGAAACAUGUACAUGUAUGAAACUCGGCGGCAUUGUAUAAAGAUGCAGUCUUCUUGAACCCCACUGCCCACUACCCUUCGCCAUUCAAUUUGUAUUAUACUCAUUGCCAUACCCAUUUGUUCAUACUUCAGAAUAGUUCCAAGUUUACUUCAGAAUAGUUCCAAGUUUCUCAGUUGUGUGUAUUUGGUUUUAUAUUCUCACACCGCUGCGUGUAAGAUACUCCUGCUGCUGCUGCAGCGUCAUCGAAUAAAUGCCUGCGACUGUUUGAUUUCCUUCCAGCCGUUGUUGACCGUGGUGUCUAGCGAGUUUACUAUGUCCUGGAUGUGUUGUCCGCUGUCCUCACUCGUCACGGUUGUGGCCGCUGUGCACGGUACACCUCCCGGUGCUGCAGCGUGAUCACUGAUGGCGCCAGCAGCAGCAGCAUGCCUCACCAGCUGCAUGUUUGAAUUAUCAUAAAUUUUUUAUUUAUGAUUGUGUGUUACUAUGAGUGCAUCGUAGCAUCGAACUCUUACUAAGGUGUUAGAUGCGUAUUUCAAGUACUAUUGUUAGAUGCAGCAUGCACCAAGUGCAA